AUGUCUCUGUUUCGCUCGCCGGGUGACCUAUCGUCUUCCGAUGAGGAUGAUAUAUUUGAGAACCACGAGGCCAAUGAUGAAACAAAUCCAAGCUACCAUCACGAAAAUGCAACUAGAGCCCAUGAGGGCCAUAGCCGUCAACUUUCGUUCGACGAUGCCGUUUCGGGUUCGUUUGAAGGCGCGCUGGAGCACAGAGACCCAGAACACGAAAUAGCUGGUUUAGAUGCAGAAGGCCACGCGGCUAUGAUGACCACAGCUCUCCUCGAAUACUAUUGCCUUUCAAAGGCUACUGAAAUUCUCAAUGAACAAGCGGGAAGUCAUGGAAAAUAUACUCGCGACUCGCCUGAAGCCCGGAUACUGGGACGACGCCUGUACACCCAUAAGUCUCAGUUCCUGUCUGCCAAUGGGGUCGUGGCUGCGGGUGUUGAUGGCGACGACUGGGAAAUUACACGGAAAUAUUAUCGGGACACUCUAGAUGUCCUUGGACUGCCCGCCUUGGAAGGAUUGGACCUGAAUGCUCAAGGACCCUCUCAAGGAAUGAGAAGUGAAAGCCGUGUUGUGCUAAGUCGCCGUACUACUGAAAAUCCAACGAGAGACUGGGCAGAACCGCGGGAGAAAAGGUCAUCUCCAAGCACAGAAAAUAGGCCGAACGUCCAAAAACUCUUGGCCAGUGGAACCGAAGUCGGGUUUCCUGACCGUCUACCAGCUGCGAUGAAUUUUACGCACAUGUCACAAGUGCAGCCAACGAAUUAUCUUCCGUUCACUGGUUUACCCGGCGUUUACCAGCCAUAUAAACCGAGUAUUUUGAUGUCAAGAUACGCGACAGAAUUUGAAGAAGAAUCCUUGAUAGGAAAAGGCUCUUAUGGCGUCGUAUACAGAGCUAGACAUUAUGUUGAUGGUCAAAUGUAUGCGAUUAAAAAGAUCCCAUUGAAUUCCAAAAGGUUGAAACAGCUCCAAGACCGGGGCUUACAAGAAUUGGAUCACAUCCUGAAAGAGAUCAGGACACUGGCGCGGUUAGAUCACAGCAAUGUCGUGAGAUAUUUUGGUGCUUGGGCCGAAUAUAAUACAAUUCAAAUCCCUUUGGGGACGCCAAAGCCUGCAAACAAACCUCUGGGUCUUUUAAGCCAAGGAUCUAUGGCUGAGGACGAAUCAAGCCAUGGUAUCAUUUUUGAAGAAUCCAGUCACGGGAUCCGGUUCGAAGCCUCGUCCAAAGACGAGAUUGGCUUCGUUGAAGCAAUAUCGCUAUCAGAGUCUCCGGAAUCCCGGCGGGGGACUAGUAACAGAACAGAAUCCAGAUAUUCCCGGAAAAGCUUCGGAGGGAAGAGUUAUGACGAUCGCGAGGACAACGAGGUUGAAUCAAUCGGACGACCGUUGAGCCAUCAGGCGCAUGGCCACGCGCAGACCUCGACAAGUGCUUUGGACAGUGAUGUGUUCUCCGAUGGAGCAGGAGGGAAUAUGUCCGUCCAUGUGGAUCAAAAUGCGGCCGCUGGUGGCAAGCUAUCGCCCAUCACGCUUCACAUACAAAUGUCUUUGCAUCCACUAAGUUUAGCAAAAUAUCUCCGUCCCGAAAGCGAAGGAUCCGAGAAAAGCUCACCGCGCCACUGUUAUCACCUUAUCCCGUCCCUUAAAAUCUUCCUAGGGAUCCUAUCGGGGGUGGAAUACCUCCAUACGCAAGGAAUUAUCCACCGAGAUUUAAAACCAGCAAAUGUCUUUCUCUCUCUUUCCGCAAAGCGGGACGAAAUAGCUUGUUUGCGUUGUGGAACAGAUGGCAAAUCUAGUUCCCACUACACAAUUCCACGGAUUGGCGACUUUGGCCUGGUUGCAGACACCUCCCCCGAAGAUGAGAACAAGUCUAGCAUCCCUACCAAACUUGGCCCCGUUGGCACUGAGUUCUAUCGCCCACCGGUAUGUCAGUGUAGGCAUGAUGCUCGUGGCCGUAGAGGAGCUAGGUUACAUGCUAAUGUUGGAGAAAACAAUGAAAACCCGCGUUGUGACUGCGCAGGGGCUAGUCCUGAAGAACAUUACAUUCACGAGUCAUUAGACGUCUAUGCCCUCGGCGUCAUACUUUUUGAACUACUGUACAAGUUCGACACACGCAUGGAACGACAGAUGGUAUUGUCGGAUUUGACUUGUUCCCCGAAUAGUUUUAGCUGGGCGAAACGUGCCUCGAGCUCUAGCGUAUUACUGGAUGAAGUGAAACCUGAACCCAUAUUACCGGCGGAUUUUAAAACCAAGGUCGAUCUCCCUGGUCCAGCCGUUGAUGAUGAGGGUACUGCAUUGUCAAUGUCUGAGAAAUUGGAACGAUGUAUCAUCAGUAUGGUAGAGCCUGGUACACGGAGAAGAUCAACGUGUAAACAGGUCAGGGAGUCUUUGGAGGAAAUCCUGUCGCUAGCGGAUCGCAGGACCCAGCCAUAA
Molecule: messenger RNA, 2415 nt
Organism: Uncinocarpus reesii 1704
Lineage: Eukaryota; Fungi; Ascomycota; Eurotiomycetes; Onygenales; Onygenaceae
Exons: 1
Coding region: 1-2415 (804 amino acids)
Biological process (GO): protein phosphorylation
Molecular function (GO): ATP binding; protein kinase activity
Source: RefSeq, a predicted model, not a curated record